Molecule: messenger RNA, 1599 nt
Organism: Hippopotamus amphibius kiboko
Lineage: Eukaryota; Metazoa; Chordata; Mammalia; Artiodactyla; Hippopotamidae
Gene: CHRM5
Product: cholinergic receptor muscarinic 5
Exons: 1
Coding region: 1-1599 (532 amino acids)
Biological process (GO): gastric acid secretion; adenylate cyclase-inhibiting G protein-coupled acetylcholine receptor signaling pathway; chemical synaptic transmission
Cellular component (GO): dendrite; plasma membrane; synapse
Molecular function (GO): G protein-coupled acetylcholine receptor activity; G protein-coupled serotonin receptor activity
Source: RefSeq, a predicted model, not a curated record
AUGGAAGGGGAAUCUUACCACAAUGCAACGACCGUCAAUGGCACCCCCGUGACUCACCAGCCUCUGGAACGCCACGGGUUGUGGGAAGUCAUCACCAUCGCAGCUGUGACGGCCGUGGUGAGCCUGAUCACCGUCGUGGGCAACGUCUUAGUCAUGAUCUCCUUCAAAGUCAACAGCCAGCUGAAGACAGUUAACAACUAUUAUCUGCUCAGCUUAGCCUGUGCAGAUCUCAUCAUCGGGAUCUUCUCCAUGAACCUCUACACUACGUACAUCCUCAUGGGACGCUGGGCUCUCGGGAGUUUGGCCUGUGACCUUUGGCUUGCGCUGGACUACGUGGCCAGCAACGCUUCUGUCAUGAACCUUCUGGUGAUCAGUUUUGACCGUUAUUUUUCGAUCACAAGACCCCUGACGUAUCGGGCCAAACGUACCCCAAAGAGGGCUGGCAUCAUGAUUGGCUUGGCCUGGCUAAUCUCCUUCAUCCUCUGGGCCCCAGCGAUCCUCUGCUGGCAGUACUUGGUUGGGGAGCGGACGGUACCACCGGAUGAGUGCCAGAUCCAGUUCCUCUCUGAGCCCACCAUCACUUUUGGCACUGCCAUCGCGGCCUUCUACAUUCCUGUUUCUGUCAUGACAAUCCUCUACUGCCGAAUCUACCGGGAAACAGAGAAGCGAACCAAGGACCUGGCUGACCUCCAGGGCUCUGACUCCGUGGCUGAAGCUGAGAAGAGAAAGCCAGCUCACAAGAUUCUGCUCAGGUCCUGCUUUAGCUGCCCCCGGCCCACAUUGGCCCAGAGGGAAAGGAACCAAGCCUCCUGGUCAUCCUCCCGCAGGAGCACCUCCAUCACUGGGAAGUCAUCCCAAGCCCCUGGCCCAGGCACUGAGUGGGCCAAAGCCGAGCAGCUAACCACCUGUAGCAGCUACCCCUCCUCAGAAGACGAGGACAAGCCUGCCACUGACCCUGUCUUUCAAGUGGUCUACAAGAGUCAGGCCAAGGAAAGCCCAAGGGAAGAAUUCAGUACCGAAGAAACCAAGGAAACUUUUGUGAGUGCUCAAACUGAAAAAAAUGACUAUGACACCCCAAAAUACUUCCUGUCUCCAGCUGCUGCUCAUCGAACCAAGAGUCAGAAGUGUGUGGCCUAUAAGUUCCGAUUGGUGGUGAAAGCUGAUGGGACCCAGGACAACAACAAUGGCUGUCAAAAAGUGAAAAUCAUGCCCUGCUCUUUCCCUGUGUCCAAGGACCCUUCAACCAAAGGCCUCGAUCCCAACCUCAGCCAUCAGAUGACCAAACGAAAGAGGAUGGUCCUCAUCAAAGAGAGGAAAGCAGCCCAGACCCUCAGUGCAGUUCUUCUGGCUUUCAUCAUCACAUGGACUCCUUACAACAUCAUGGUCCUAGUUUCCACCUUCUGCGACAAGUGUGUCCCAGUCACCCUGUGGCACUUGGGCUACUGGUUGUGCUACGUCAAUAGCACUGUCAACCCCAUUUGCUAUGCCCUCUGCAACAGAACCUUCAGGAAGACCUUUAAGAUGCUGCUUCUCUGCCGAUGGAAAAAGAAAAAAGUGGAAGAGAAAUUGUACUGGCAGGGUAACAGCAAGCUCCCCUGA